GUGGCAGAGAGGGAUAGAGCGUCGGAGCUGCUGCUACUCUUUCAUCAAUAAUCAGUCAUCGUCAUCUGAUGCAAUUGCUGUCAAUAACCUACAGAUCCACAGGGGACGGUCCGAUCAGCAGCUGGAAGCAGCUCCUGCCACUGACAUCUUUUUGCUGGCCACGCCUGUUAACCUCAGAGAUGAGCUUUCUGCGUCUCCCGAGCAUGCUCACUGUAAUCAUCCUUUCCCUGUGGGAGACGUCCGGCUGCGGGGCAAUGACGCUGAACUCCACGGCCCUCCUUCAGGUGUCAGCAAGAACACGAGGAGGGGGAGCGGGUGUCUACUCCACCCAGAGCAGGAGGAGGAGAAGCUGGGUGUGGAACCAGUUCUUCGUCCUGGAGGAGUACACGGGAGACGAGCCGCUCUACAUCGGAAAGCUCCACUCUGACCUGGAUAAAGGUGACGGACAGGUGAGGUACGUCCUGAGCGGCGAAGGAGCAAUGUCCAUCUUCUCCAUUGAUGAGGACACCGGAGACAUACACACCACCAAAAGCUUGGAUCGGGAACAGCAGGCGUACUACACACUGAGAGCUCAGGCUCGAGACCGAAAUACCAACCUGCCGCUCGAACCCGAGUCCCAGUUCAUCAUCAAGGUCCAGGACAUCAACGACAACGAGCCCAAGUUCCUGGAUGGACCGUAUGUGGCCCGGGUGGCUGAGAGGUCACCUGUAGGUACGUCUGUGUUGACCGUGGUGGCGACAGACGCCGAUGAUCCGACCUAUGGAAACUCCGCCCACCUGGUUUACAGCAUCCUGCAGGGGCAGCCAUAUUUCUCUGUGGAGCCAAAGUCAGGUGUGGUGCGUACAGCCCUGCCCGACAUGGACCGGGAGCUGCGGGACCAUUACCUGCUGGUCAUCCAGGCCAAAGACAUGAUUGGUCAGAUGGGAGGUCUGUCAGGAACCACAACGGUCACUGUGAUGCUGACUGAUGUCAACGACAACCCACCUCGCUUCCCCCGCAAGAGUUACCAGUUCAGCGUCCCAGAAUCCACACUGGUGUCAGCGGUGGUCGCGAAGAUCAAAGCUCUGGAUGCGGACGCGGGUCCAAACGCUGAGAUGGACUACAGGAUCCUGGACGGGGAUGGACUGGGAACCUUCAGGAUGCUCACAGACCCCCACACACAGGAAGGACUGGUCAUCCUGAUCAAGACUCUGGACUUUGAGACCAAGACCAGCUACGCUUUACGCGUCGAGGCAUCCAAUCGCUACAUGGACACCCGCUUUCUGUCAGCUGGGCCGUUCAGCGACGUGGCGACAGUCCGGCUGCAGGUGGAGGACGUGAACGAGCCUCCGUGUUUUUCCCCCCGCAUCAGCCAGAUGGCGGUUUCAGAGGCAGCGCCGGUGGGAACUGAGGUGGGAUCGGUUUCAGCUCACGACCCCGACGCCUCAAAUUGUCCCAUCAGGUACGCCAUCGACAGGAAGUCGGACGUGGAGAACUACUUUGACAUUGACAGACAAUCAGGCGUGAUCCGGACGAGCAGACGUCUGGACAGAGAGCUGAGCGCUCUGCACAACAUCACUGUGCUCGCCACAGAGAGCUUGGAUCACUCUCAGGUGGGCAAAGCCGUGGUUCUGGUCUCUGUGACAGACGUCAAUGACAACGCUCCGAGCUUUCCCGUCGAGUACCAGACAUCCGUCUGUGAGGACGCCCAGCCGGGACAGAUCAUUGUGACGCUGAGCGCCGUGGAUUUGGAUGAACCUAAGAAUGGACAUCACUUCCUGUUUUCUUUGGCUGCCAAGGCUGCCUGGAACCAAAGCUUCGUCCUGAGAGACAACAACGACAACACGGCGUCUGUCCUGACGUGGCGGGCCGGGUUCCUGCAGCGGGAGCGGCCGCUCUACUUCCUGCCGGUGGUGAUUUCAGACUGCGGGACUCCGCCUCUCAGCAGCACCAACACGCUGACCGUCACCGUCUGCGAGUGCGAUCUUCAUGGAAAUCGUCGCAGCUGCGUCCAGGAGAUGUCAGCGCUGCUGCUGCCAGAAGGCCUCAGCCUCGCCGCUGUUGUCCUCCUCACCGGUCUCCUCACACUGCUGGGUGUCGCUAUGGUAACAGGGGCCAUCAGACGCAGAAGGAAGGAGCCUCUGAUUAUUGAUGAUGAGCGAGAUGUUCGUGAGAAUAUUGUUUGUUAUGACGAUGAGGGCGGUGGCGAGGAGGACACCGAGGCCUUCGACAUGUUCACGCUGAGACACCUGAACGAGACCAAACGGAGCUACCAUGUCACCGCCCCUGAGCCCCCGCCAUCCAGGGAAGAUAAACACCAACUGUUCCAGGAGUUCAUCGAGGACCGGCUCCGGGAGGCCAACCUGGACAUGACGGCACCACCCUUUGACUCUGUGCAGACGUACGCUUUGGAGGGCAGCGGGUCAGCUGCUGUGUCGCUGAGCUCGUUUAGCUCGUUAACCUCGCUGGAGUCAGAGCAGAGCUACCACUUCCUGAGUGAGUGGGGGCCAAAGUUUCGGAAGCUUGCAGAACUCUACAAAGACCGCGAGGGAGGUGGUGCCUCAUAGAGUGCACGCCUUGCGGCAACAGGUGUGUGGUCUGUUUAGCCCAUAUGAACUGGAUUAGUCCUCACACCAGGAGCUCUGAGCACCCUGAACCAGAGCAGAACCUGUAGAAGUACCGGCAGCUGGACCUGGAACCAGCCAGCUCGAGCUUGAGCUGCCUGACUGGACCUUUACGUAGUUACUGUGAAAUAUUUCCUGCUGUUGCUAUUUCACAAUAAAAGCUUGCCAGUGGUGCUGCUUUUAUUUUGUAA
This is a messenger RNA of Maylandia zebra (zebra mbuna), 2794 nucleotides long. RefSeq names its product cadherin-7. Gene Ontology annotation, molecular function: calcium ion binding; beta-catenin binding; cadherin binding. Gene Ontology annotation, cellular component: catenin complex; adherens junction; plasma membrane. Lineage: Eukaryota; Metazoa; Chordata; Actinopteri; Cichliformes; Cichlidae. The record is from RefSeq and is a predicted model, not a curated record. Gene Ontology annotation, biological process: cell-cell adhesion mediated by cadherin; multicellular organism development; calcium-dependent cell-cell adhesion.